Struthio camelus australis is the source of this 576-nucleotide messenger RNA. The record is from RefSeq and is a predicted model, not a curated record. Lineage: Eukaryota; Metazoa; Chordata; Aves; Struthioniformes; Struthionidae.
AUGCCCCCUUGCUUCCCUGUCAUAGACAGAAGAGAGGAGGGGGAGAAGCAGAUGCGAUUCACCCUCUCAGACCUGCCCUUCGACGUGAACUCCGGCUUCGAGAAGGACGUGGAGAUGGUCUCGGCCCACCACCCCCUCGACCCCUCUUACGGCAGCUCCUUGUCACUGAUGGGAGGAGAACACCUUCGCCCCCUCCGGCUUCCCCCUACAAACUGCAUCUCCGAAGUCACCCCCGUGAUCAGCUCCGUCUACACCCAAAUCCAGCCCCUGCCGGGCGAUGAGGGUCCUUCAGGGUUGGGGGCCUGCGGCCUGGAGACAGGGGCCUCGCUCUUGGGAGCGCGCCUUGGCUUCAUUCGUCGCUCUCUGCCUUCUCCUCACCAGACGAAGAAGAGAAGGAACAACGGGCGGGCCAAGAAGGGCCGUGGGCACGUGCAGCCCAUCCGAUGCACCAACUGCGCCCGCUGCGUCCCCAAGGACAAAGCGAUCAAGAAGUUUGUCAUCAGGAACAUUGUCGAGGCUGCGGCAGUCAGAGACAUCUCUGAGGCCAGCGGCUUCGACUUUUUAUCUGUACUGUAA